UUCACACAGCUCUUACACGUUUGUGUUUCUUUUGUCGUAUAAACAUACUGGAAAAGAAGAAUGAAUGAGUAUUUUAGCGUCCUGCUGUUUAUGCUUCACAUUCUCUUGUGCAUCAAAGAAAGCGAGGCCCAGUGGUACCUGAGAUGCCGGAUUUGUAACCGCGCAAAUGCCCUCGAAGACUGUACAACGUAUGCGGAAUGUUCUGACCAAGAGAGUUGCUUCACUGAUUUGGUAGUAACCCCUGACCAGCGUCUGGUUUAUAACGCAGGCUGUAGGUCAAACACGGCAUGUGGUCACGCGAACAAGCCAGUCCUUAACGGGGACAUAGUGAUGUGUAGCAGUUGUUGUUCCGGGGGAGAUUACUGUAAUGACGGAUUAUGCGAUCUGAAAAAAAACACCACCAUGCGUAUGUCAUGUGAUGGUCACGAAGGUCGGCCGGGAGCCACACAGUACCCGGAAGACUGCCAACAGUUUCGGAUUUGCGACUAUAAUGAGGCCUGUUUCGCGCGGACGACAGCUGUAAAUAGUGACUCGGCCAUUGAGCACUAUACUAGCUGCUUAGAUCUCAGGACGUGCCAGAGUCUUGUUAAUGGUGUAAAGGAUGCGUACCACGCAACUGACGUGCUACUAGGCAAGAGGAAUACCAACAUAUGUGCGAUAUGUUGUAACGACGAACUGUGCAAUGAAUAUUCAUGCCCAUCCAUUAAACGUCGAAUUGUCAACCUGAUCGAGAACGAUGCCUUUAAUAUGACGACGUUGAAAGAAAUAUAA
Mya arenaria is the source of this 771-nucleotide messenger RNA. RefSeq lists its product as uncharacterized. Bases 61 to 771 code for a protein of 236 amino acids. The transcript has 9 exons. The record is from RefSeq and is a predicted model, not a curated record. NCBI's taxonomy places the organism in Eukaryota, Metazoa, Mollusca, Bivalvia, Myida, Myidae.